This is a messenger RNA of Oryza brachyantha (malo sina), 2052 nucleotides long. RefSeq lists its product as uncharacterized. The transcript is spliced from 4 exons. Lineage: Eukaryota; Viridiplantae; Streptophyta; Magnoliopsida; Poales; Poaceae. Gene Ontology annotation, biological process: response to endoplasmic reticulum stress. The record is from RefSeq and is a predicted model, not a curated record. The coding region runs from base 48 to 1712 and encodes 554 amino acids.
CGGAGGCGGAGGCGAAGGAAGGGAGGUGGGAGGCGGAACCGGAGGUGAUGGAGGUGGAGAUGGGAGUCGGGGGAGCGAUGGAGGAUGGGGAGAUCGAGGGGGGAGUUGAUCAGGAGGAGGAGGAGGAGGAGGACAAGGCGGAGGGGAAUGGGGACGGGAGGAUGGCUGAGGAGGACGGCGUGGGGGACCGGAAGGUGUGGAGGAAGAGGAAGAACAAGCAGCAGCAGCAGGAGCAGCAGCCGCGCACGCCCAUCGUGGCGGAGAGCCGUGCCUCGUGGAGGGGCAAAGUCGGGAAGGGGAUAGGACGGGGGUUUCACCACCGCCCUUGGAUUCUGCAACAGUACAUGCUGAACAGAUUUAACAGACCUGGAGUAUACGGUGGUGCCAUUAUCAUCUGCAAUCACAUGCUUAAGCGGGAGUUCUUCCAGAAGAAACUUUUUGGACUUCCAGGCUAUGCUACAUCUUUCAUAAAGAAGAUCAGAGCUGGUAUGCUUCUCUUUGUGUUUGAGCAUGAGGAAAGAAAACUUUAUGGGGUAUUUGAAGCUAAUUCAGAUGGAUCACUGAACAAUCUUACAAAUCCAUUUACUUCUUUGAGGAAGCCCCGACCAGCCCAGGUUCAUUUCAGAAGAGUGUGGUUUUGCAAACCCUUGGUUGAAAUUGAGUUUUCUAGUGCCAUCAAGGGAAACUGUCUCCAACCCCAAAUGUCCUUCUUUGGUAUAUCAUACCAACAGGUUUUAAAUCUGGUGGACCUGUUUGCUUCAAAGAGGAUUGGAUUGCAGCCUUACCAGAAACCAAAAUCUAGAGUUAUAUGGGAUUACAAAAUCUCUCUGGCUCAUCCUGGCCGAGAGUUCAGUCCACACACUCGUAACAUGACCUCUAGCCGUUCACCUCCCAUAUUUUGCAAGAACAGAUUUUCAUUCCCACACAGUUGUUUCAUGCAGACCAAACAGAAUGCUAAGCAUGGUGCUUGCAAGUAUGAAUCUCCUUUAUAUGUUCCACUUAAGUCUGUGAUAUUCAAAGCACCAGAUGUCAAAGGAGAGAGCUUAGAGCCAAAUGCUGAUUAUAUACCACUUGAGCUAGAUGAUUGCAAGUCUGACAGUGAUGCAGAUCUGUCAGAUGGUUUGGAAACUAUAGGCUUCUAUUCAACACUAGAGGGCUGCAUCAGCCUUGAGAAUCAAGAUCUCAAACCUUUUAAUGGAAAUUUCAUUGGGGAUGGUGGGCAUAAUUCACAUGUGCUGAUUCCAGGGCUCAAUUCUGAAUGUGGAACAGGUCGAAACAGUGUGCUUUCUCACAUUAUGAAAGAGAGGCAAUCAAUCUUGCAGGCCAGGGGAGGCAAGAGGUGCAAACGCAAGGCAAUUCUCGAGUUUGAUGAACACUCAUCCCCAAGGAGAUGUACUAUGAAAAAGGUUUCAUUUAGUUUUUCUGGUGAAGAAAUUUCAGUUACUUCUGAGAAAUCAUUGCACAGGCCUGAAUUUAUGGAAUUAGAUAGCAGAAGGGAAGCAUCUACUGAAGAAGGAAAGCCAGAAGUUGGUUGCUUGGUUCAAAAGACUUGGAGCAAAGGGGAAGAUGUUUCAGCAAAAGUCAAGCUGAUGAGCCUUUCCUUGCCUGAAGGAAUUGCUGAUCAUGUCCAUAGCUGCUCCAGCAAUAGUCGAUCACUAGUGACUCAAACAGGUAUCAAGUUGACCUACACAGUUCUCACGGACAAGGAAUGAAAGUUGAAGAACAACCUUUCAAUCGAGGAAAUGUAGUAAAGAUAGGGUUCAUUCACUAGCUAAAUAUAGUUUUGUUGCACCAAUGCUCUCCUUGAGAGGAAUUUCUCCGAGGGAACUUCUUGGAUAGGUAAAUCCUAGGAUGGCACCAAUAUGCUUUCGUCUCACAAUGCUUUAGGCCUAUUAGCUGAUGUAAAUAUAGCCUCACAGUUAUCACAGUUUUCGUCUUCCAAUUCAACAAAACUCCAGCAUGAGUGCUGUUUUGGAUCUGUAAGAGGAUCCGAGUACAAUGCCUAACUGACAUUUAUAUACUAUAGUAUUUUGUGGGCACUCUGCUUACUAG